GAAAAGGGAGGAAAACGAAAACAUUACCACAGGUCAUUGACAGUUAAUACGAUUAUGAAUCCAAUAUCAGAAAGGCUGUAAUUGAUUAAGUGAUCCAGAGCUACAUGUCGCAAUCCGGAGUGACAUUAUUUACACAGAAACCACCGGUGGGAUUAGCCACUUCCAUUCCAAAUGUCCUGCAUGAGCCAGUGUUGAGGGUUGCCCUGGAGCAUGUGGGCCCCACAAUGCUCCCUGGGGCUACCACGGCAAACAAAAGCAUACCUAUACCUGACAUUGUACUUACACGUCCCAUCUGUCAGGAUAUACUGUAUGACGAUAUAGCAGAUUCAAGGGUACGAGUAUGGGAUCUGAUUAUCCUGGUACCAAAUGCUGUCUUCCUAGCAUUUUUAUUAGUGAAACUUGGGAGUGCAGUAUCCAAACUGAGGCACACUAACAGCCCAAUAUUUACAGCGUUCUACAUGCUGGUGUUGUCAGUUGCAGUCAUCAGUGUACUGAGGUGUAUAGUGUCUAUGACAGUUAAUGCAUCUGUCCUGGCUGGUGAUAUUGCAGACAAGGUGCUGUGGUUAAUUUUGCGAUUCUUCCUACUGGCCACUGAGCUGUCCAUUGUGAUAUUUGGACUGGCCUUUGGUCACCUGGACAGUAAACGGAGUAUCCAGAGAGUACUGGCAGUCACAUCGUGUAUAGCUCUGCUGUACUCAUGUACACAGGGCACACUGGAGUUUACAUACCCAGACCCAAACUUUCAGGUGAAGCAGAGUCCCAACAGCACGAUACAGGACUAUGACAUAUUUGGCCACGGAGGCAUGAUCUUCUGGCUCACCAGCUCUCUGUUCUUCUUUCUGGUGUACACAGUGAUAUUUCUCCUGCCAUGGACAAGUCUGAGGGAAAAGCUGGCUCUUCCACCCAAGAGGUCGUUCUAUCGAUAUGCAGCAUUCCUGGCUGCCCUGAACGCUGCCCAAGCUGUAGGUAGUGCCCUCAUCUACAGCUCCAUACAAAACGGAAUGUGUGUGGUGGAUGUUACAACUUAUAUUUAUUUUACCUGUUUUGCUCCUGUUGUGUACCUGGUUUUUCUGAGAAAAUUUUUCAGAAUGUCACAGCCAAGCAUCCUUUUCUCCUAUAAGAAUCAGGUAGACGAUGCCCCAGAAGAGGAUACGGUAAGUAUGCCGUAUCAGGCUACAGCCAGGAUGGACGACACGGACAGCAUUGCAGGAAGUUAUGACAGUACACACUUCGACCGUAACACACACUUUCAGAAAAUUCUUCUACCGAAUGGAUCAGGAUCUGUUAAUGUUGUAGAGGUGGAUGUCAAUCCAAACUUGGACACAUCGUCAGAGUUCUACCAAGGAUCUGCAUAACUCCUCAAUCAAAUUCAAAAACUUACAGAGUGCCAUUUUUUUUAAUUGGUAGUGCAAAAAGAAAAUGUUGUGCAUGUUGAUUAUUGAUAAAAGCAUACUAUCAGUGUUCCGAUAUAUUGUGUUGCUAUGCGAUGUUGUUCAUUGCGCUGACAUUCCUCGGUCUCCUGGACUUGCUAAAAGCUGGAUGUUUUUCUUGGCAACAUAUUCAAUCCAGUAAGCAUAUACCUUGUGAUAUUUAUAAGAAAUGUAACAUAUGGAAUUGAGUGUUUGUUCAUAUCAUAGUGUGUCAGGACAGAAAAUGAAUUAUUUUUUACUUUGAAGUGUUUUUUGUUUUUGUUUAAAUGUAAAAUAAAUUUUUUUUUUUUUUUGUUGAACCAUUUAUGUUUGAUUUUUGAAAAAAAAAUUAUGUUUAUAAUUUUGAAAUAUAAAAUAAUUAUUAUAGGACCACUUUUGGACUGAGAAAACUUACAAAAAAAUGUGAUUGUGAAAAGGAUAUGAAGAGAUUAAAUGGUUGUAUGUAAUAAAGAGAAACCAAGGUUAAUUUAUGUAAGGUGGAUGAGGAUUACGGCCGGUCGUACAGUGCGAUACAAUAUCAGUACAUGUUUAAAACAGUUCUCUAUGUAAAAUGCUUGUUGUGAAUUAUAAAAUAUUAAUUUUAAUCAUUGAAGAAAAAGAUAUGCCUUUUAUUUUGCAAAGAAAAAUUUGCUUCUUAUACCUUUAUUGUCAUUCUUUCCAAUCUUCUAGAAAAAAAAAUUUCACAAAACUUUUUAAUUCUCCUGAAAGAGAUUUAGAAUCUCAUGGUUUUCUAUGUAAAAGUCCUCAAACUUCAGUCUAGAGAUACACUAUUUCUCACCAAAAAUUCCCGGUCAAAAAUAAAUUUGAUAAUAUUUUCUUUCCAUACUGCCUUCGUUUACGAAGCCAUAGUGGCCUCUCUUUUGCUGUUAAACUAUACCUUCAGUUCUUGAGGGAGUUGGGGUGGGGGGUGGUGAUGGAGAAAGCCUGAUUUCUGAAAUGAGAUCACUAAUUGUUUGGGCAGUCAUUGAUAUUUCUGAGUUCGAGGACACCAGCAAUAUCAAUGCUGAUACAGUCUACAAGUUUGAAGAAUUAAUACAUUUUUUUUUCUAUAAUAAUUGUUCUUGUAAAGAAUGGAAACUAAAAAUGAGUUUUGGCAUCGAUUUUGUCAUAUCCUUUUCAGCCAAUAAUCUUUUAGAUUUAAAGAAAUCAAUGCCUAAUUAUAAAUAAUCAAUUUACAUUUUUUUUUCUAUUUUUAGGUUAGAUGUAGACAAAGAAAGGUUAAGAAAAUAGGAUGUUACAGUACAUUACAUCAUUGCUAUGUAUUAAUAUAUUUUCUGGUCAAUCUGUUGAUAUCACCAAUGACGGGUGUACCUUUUGUUAUUUUGUAUACAAAUUUCGUCAUUACUGGUAUAAGUUCUAAAUGUGUGUGUGUGUGUGUGUGUAAGAUGUGUGUUAUUUUUCAAUGAGAGAGCAUUCAAUAUAUUACUAGGUGGAAUGUUGUGAUGAAACAGACAUAAAGUAUCCUUUGUCAUCGCACAACAUCAUCAGUAAACCUGUACAUCCUGCAGUUCCCCUCAAUCUAUAGAAAUUGUCUGUGUUUGUCAACAAAAUAUAAUGCAUAACCAGGAUUGUUUGGUCUAUACUGUUCAGGAAUACAAAAGAUUCAUCAAAUACAUUCAAGUGUUCUUAAUAGAUAUAUAUUACAUACCAUUCAAUAAUUAUAGGCCUUUUUUGUGUACAUUAUACUAAUGUUUAACAAAUUGUUGAAUUGUAAAAUUGGUUCAGAUUCUAGUCAUCAAUCUACACGACCUAUUAUCUAGACAUCCCAAUCAGACAAGGGUAAAUGUUUUAAGUUGUUGGAAUACUUGGUGCAUUUUAAUAUGUAUAUAUUGUUUGGUGUAACAUCCUGCUUAGUACCUCGUUGAGCUUCAGUCAUAUGUUGAAAAUUAUAAUUUGUUACUUUUUCUCCUUCAUUUCAGUACUUUGAGAUAUGACAAUUUGUUAUUUUUCUCUCCUACAUUUGCUUUCUCUUCCUUUCUCCUAAGUUGAUUGUUUGUC
Ylistrum balloti is the source of this 3428-nucleotide messenger RNA. RefSeq names its product transmembrane protein adipocyte-associated 1 homolog. Gene Ontology annotation, biological process: G protein-coupled receptor signaling pathway. The record is from RefSeq and is a predicted model, not a curated record. The coding region runs from base 105 to 1355 and encodes 416 amino acids. Gene Ontology annotation, cellular component: plasma membrane. Lineage: Eukaryota; Metazoa; Mollusca; Bivalvia; Pectinida; Pectinidae. Gene Ontology annotation, molecular function: G protein-coupled receptor activity. The transcript has 11 exons.